Messenger RNA from Astyanax mexicanus (Mexican tetra), 840 nucleotides. Its product is annotated as T-cell ecto-ADP-ribosyltransferase 1-like. The transcript is spliced from 2 exons. Lineage: Eukaryota; Metazoa; Chordata; Actinopteri; Characiformes; Acestrorhamphidae. Gene Ontology annotation, molecular function: NAD+-protein-arginine ADP-ribosyltransferase activity; NAD+ poly-ADP-ribosyltransferase activity. The record is from RefSeq and is a predicted model, not a curated record. The coding region runs from base 1 to 750 and encodes 249 amino acids.
AUGAGACGUCUUUUCAUCAUCGUCAUCAUCCUCGCUACGCUUACAGCUCCAGGAAUGAGCAUGAUGAAGAUAAGUUUGCAUGAUUAUCCAGACUCCAUUGAUGAUCCAUUUGAUGGAUGCAAAGACAAAAUGCGUGAGCUGAUUAAGACUAAAUACCUGGAGAAAGAGUUGGAAGAAAAUCAAUUAUUUGGGACUCUGUGGAAAAAAGUCAAACAACUGAUUAACUUAAAAGGAGAAUCUGAUGAUGAGUUGAGAAAACUAGCCCUGUCUGCAUACACUGGACCCAGCGUUUACCAAGUUCUAAACACUAAAAUGCGUGAUGAAAAGACACGCUACAAGACUGAGUUUGGCCUGAUUUCUUUACACUUUUUGAUAACGGAUGGCAUUCAAAGCCUUAACCCUGAUAAACAAUGCCAAACCACUUACCGCUUUGGGAGCGACAAAUAUGUAAUAAAAGGUGAUAAAAUAAGAUUUGGUAGUUUUGCAUCUUCUUCACGUAACCCCCGACUGAAAACAUUUGGUAGAAAGACUUGUUUUAUUAUUGAGACAUGCUUUGGUGCUGAUAUAUCUAAACUGUCUCUCUCUAAAACUGAGGCUGAAGUGCUGAUUCCACCUUAUGAAGAAUUUAAAGUAGAUCUUGCAGAAAAAGAGAUUCCAGAAGAACUUAGAGAUUGUGGUCAAGUUUAUAAACUAAUGAGCACAAAGGUCAAGAAGAACAACAUGAACUGUGAAUUGUUGAAAAUGACAUAAAUGGCUUAAUUGAUUGUGAGGCUAUGUUGUGUCAACAUCCAUUGUUGAAAGUGCUGUACAAAACAAAAAAAACCCUGAAUGGCUUUGUAU